AUGGAGCUGCUGGACUGUCAGCUGAAGCCUCGCGUGCCUGUUCUUUCAACUUCUACUGGGAAGCCAUACAGAGUUGAGACAGCUAGAGGACUGUUUGAGGCAAUAGUUGCAGAGCUACUGACUCGUGCAAUUCAAUGGGAUGCUGUCGUUGACAACGUCAUCGAGCAAAUCGUUCAGACUGCAGAGCUCGCCAUUGAAGUCUCAGUCUUCGGCAAAUCGCAAGCAACCAAGGACCUCUUAGUUGCGCUGAAGGGGGUCCCAAACCUGGAGACUAAACCUCAUAACUUGAUCGACUGGGCUUCCAGAAGCCCAGAUGCAGAGCCUAAGGGCCCACGAGGCACCGCACAAUCCAAGAUCGCCAUCGUGGCCGAUCGAUUCGAUCUUGCAACCCACUUUGAUCCCACAGGCAAAUCUUUGAACAAGAGCCCGACGGAAUAUGGUUGCUUCAUCGAUGAACCAGGCCUGUUCGAUGCCCCAUUUUUCAACGUUUCGCCAAAAGAAGCCGCGCAAACUGAUCCACAGGGGCGACUCGCCUUGGUUACUGCAUACGAGGCCCUCGAGCGAGCUGGAUAUGUUCCAAACCGUACCGCCUCCACACACGUUCACCGUGUGGGAACAUUUUAUGGUCAGGCGGCAGAUGACUACCGAGAAGUUAACCAGGGCCAGGAAGUCUCUACUUACUAUAUCCCGGGGGGGUGCCGAGCAUUUGUGCCUGGCCGUAUCAACUACUUUUUCAACUUCUGGGGACCUAGCUUCAGCAUCGAUACUGCCUGCUCGUCGAGUUUGGCAACUAUCCAGGCUGCCUGUACAUCUCUCUGGGCUGGUGACUGCGAUACGGUCGUGGCUGGCGGUGUUAACGUUUUGACAAAUUGUGAUGGCUUCGCCGGCCUGGGCCAAGGCCACUUUCUGACAACAGGCCCUAAUGCGUGCAAGACUUGGGACUCUGAGGCAGAUGGCUACUGCAGAGCUGAUGCCGUCGGGUCUAUUGUAAUGAAGAGGCUUGAGGAUGCUGAGGCUGAUAAUGAUAACAUCCUUGGUGUCAUCCUAUCUGCUGCUACUAAUCACUCUGCGGAGGCCAUAUCCAUAACUCACCCACUUGCUGAAGCACAGUCAGAGCUGACUAGGACAGUGAUGAACCGAGCCGGCGUGGAUCCUCUUGAUGUUGGAUUUGUGGAGAUGCAUGGCACCGGAACUCAAGCUGGUGACAUGGAAGAGAUCAAAUCAGUUACAAAUGUGUUCGCUCCCAUGGGUAGUGGCGCCCGGCGCCGCAGCACCAAACAGCCGCUCUACAUUGGAGCUGUCAAGUCAAAUGUCGGGCACUCCGAGUCGGCAGCUGGAAUUACGGCUUUGCUCAAGGUACUGCUUAUGUUCCAAAAGGGGUUCAUUCCUCGCCAUGUUGGUAUUAAGAACAGCCUGACAACCAAGUUCCCCAAGGACAUGGCCAAGCGCAACGUCCAUAUUCCCUUCGAGCAGACUCCUUGGCCCCGUUUUCCCGGGAAGAAGAGGGUAGCCGUUGUCAACAACUUCAGCGCCGCUGGUGGAAACACUUCCAUCGCUAUCGAAGAGCCUCCAGUCAGGCCGGAGCCAGAAGUUACUGAUCCUCGUACCUCCCACGUUGUGACAGUCUCUGCCAAGAGCAAGAAAUCGCUUGAGGGAAAUCUCAAGAGACUUAUCGCAUACCUCGAUUCUCGCCCUGAUACUUCAUUGGAAAACCUUUCUUACACUACAACGGCUCGUCGGCAUCAUCAUAACUAUCGUGUCGCGGUUUGUGCCACAGACAUAGUGGCUGUCAAAAAACACCUUGAAUCCAAGCUAGCCGCCGUUGAUGCGCAGAAACCAAUCCCGGCUCCUGGUUCGAACCCGAUCGCAUUUGCUUUUACUGGCCAAGGUGCAUCUUACCGAUCAAUGAACUUGGAGCUUUAUCGCGAUUGCCCAUUCUAUCGGUUACAAAUACAGAAUCUCGACUCACUUGCGCAAUCACAAGGAUUUCCCUCUUUCAUUCCUGCAGUCGACGGGAGCUUCCCACAAGAUCACGCCCACGGUCCUGUCGUGACACAGCUCUCUUUAGUAAGCAUGGAGAUAGCACUUGCCCGGUAUUGGAACCUGCUGGGAAUUCAGCCUAGCAUGGUCAUCGGACACAGUCUAGGAGAGUAUGCAGCAAUGCAUGUUGCUGGUGUUCUUUCAGCCAGCGAUGCGCUGUACUUGGUGGGCAAGAGGGCACAGCUUCUCGAAAAGAAGUGUCGGAUCGGCAGCCACAAAAUGAUGGCUGUCUCUGCCACACUCGACGAUAUCAAGAAAACCGCAGGCAAUGCUCCCUAUGAAGUUGCUUGCAUUAACGCAACGAAGCAAAUUGUCUUGAGUGGACCGUCGGAGGAGAUUGGGAAGCUGGAGCUGGUUCUCAAGGGCGCUGGCUACCGAUGCCAAGUCCUAGAGGUUGCCUUCGCCUUCCACUCGGCACAGACAGAUGCGAUCCUCGACGAAUUCGAGGCGAUAGCGAAGACUGCUGUCGAAUUCAGGGAGCCACAAAUACCGUUUGUCUCGUCUUUACUCUCCAAGGUUGUAUGCGACGGCAAAACUCUUAAUGCCAACUACGUCCGGCGUGCAACUCGUGAGACAGUCGACUUUGUCGGAGCUCUCGGCACUGCCCAGGAUCAGGGAUUGAUUGAGGACUCAAUGGUAUGGAUCGAGAUUGGACCACACCCUGUGUGUAUGGGAUUUGUCAGAACAAACAUACCAUCUACCCCUAUCACUGUGGCAUCCAUGCGUAGAGAGCAAGAUAACUGGGUGACACUCGCCGAAUCAUUGUCAGCCUUACACUCGGUGGGGAUUGACUUCAACUGGAACGAGUUCCACGGCCCCUUCGAAAAAAGACUCCGUCUACUGGACUUGCCUACUUACGCAUGGAACGAUAAGAAUUACUGGAUGCAGUACAAGGGGGACUGGUGUCUUACGAAGGGCAACACAUUUUAUGUCGGUCAGAAUAAGGACAAGAGCCAGACUUCCAAUACUUUGAUGCCCAAGUCGAGUCUCCGGUCAUCCUCUGUUCAUCAGAUCUUGGAAGAAACUGUUUACGCGGACUCAGGGAAGGUUGUGAUGCAGUCAGACCUGAUGCAAAGGGACUUCUUUGACGCUGCCCAUGGGCAUAGCAUGAAUGGAUGUGGUGUUGUAACUUCGUCUAUCCACGCUGACAUUGCAUACACGCUUGGCGACUAUCUUUACAAGAAGAUGAGACCCUAUUCAGGAAAGAUUGAUAUGGAUCUGCGCAAUCUGAAUGUCCUCAAAGGCCUCGUGUCCCAAAAGUAUGUCAAGACACCCCAGUUGUUCCGUGUAUCCGCCGAGAUCUCCAACAUCGACUCGGGCGUUGCACAACUCAGUUGGUACAAUGUGGCGUCUACAGGGGAUGUUGAGGAUCUAUUUGCAAGCGCUGAGCUGUACUUUGGCGACGCCAGAGCUUGGCUUGACUCUUGGGCUCCCAUGUCCCACCUGGUCCAAAGCAGAAUCGAAGCCCUGGAGCAGUUGGCCGUGCGAGGCGAGGCGACAAGGUUUUCCCACAACAUGACAUAUCGCCUGUUUGGCAACAACCUGGUUGAUUAUGCCUCCAAGUACCGUGGAAUGCAGUCCGUAGUCCUGAACGGGCUUGAGGCAUUCGCGGAGGUGACUCUCUCACAUGAGAAGGCCGGGUCAUGGAUAGUACCGCCCCAGUAUAUUGACAGCGUCGCUCAUUUGGCUGGUUUUGUCAUGAAUUGUUCUGAUGCCAUGGACACCCAGAGCUAUUUCUGUGUGACUCCGGGAUGGAAAUCCAUGCGAUUUGCUACUGAGCUGGAGGCCGGUGAGAAAUACCAGUCCUAUGUGAAGAUGACACCUACUUCGCAGGAUCCCACUGUCUUCAUGGGCGAUGUAUACAUAAUGCAGAGCAAUUGCAUUGUGGGGAAGGUCGGAGGGAUCACAUUCCGGAAAUAUCCACGCAUCCUACUCAACCGGUUCUUCUCGCCUCCGGACGCUGCUCAGGCCAGCAGCUCUCCCAAAGCGUCUGCCAGUGCGCCGCCAAAGCCGCUGUCGGCCCCUGCGUCAAAGCCAGCAUCGGAGCCUUUGAAGACCAAUUCCGCACCGCUUCCAGCGCAGCUGGCUUCCACCACAUCCUCUGGUGCCUCUACACCAAUAGAGCCAAUGUGGACACCAAGUGUCGAGAAGAGCGAAGCUUCAGAGGCUCCAUCCCCUACACAGCCAGUUGCAAAGAACUUCCCGCCUCCUGUUGCUAUAACCACCGAUGCCGAUGUCAGCGAGGGCGUCGCUGUCAAGGCCAUGCGACUCAUCGCCGACGAGACGGCGAUAGAUGAAGAGGACCUGGUCGAUGAAGCAAGCUUUGCCAGCUUGGGGGUCGACAGUCUGAUGAGCUUAGUCAUUGCUGAGAAAUUCCGUGACAACCUGGGAGUGAAUGUCAGUGGUGGGCUUUUUUUGGAGUAUCCUACUAUCGGUGAUUUACGUGGAUGGUUGAUUGAGAACUAUAGCUAA
This is a messenger RNA of Diaporthe batatas, 4512 nucleotides long. RefSeq lists its product as uncharacterized. The record is from RefSeq and is a predicted model, not a curated record. The transcript is spliced from 4 exons. NCBI's taxonomy places the organism in Eukaryota, Fungi, Ascomycota, Sordariomycetes, Diaporthales, Diaporthaceae. Gene Ontology annotation, biological process: secondary metabolite biosynthetic process; fatty acid biosynthetic process. Gene Ontology annotation, molecular function: 3-oxoacyl-[acyl-carrier-protein] synthase activity; fatty acid synthase activity; phosphopantetheine binding. Bases 1 to 4512 code for a protein of 1503 amino acids.